Lingula anatina is the source of this 1893-nucleotide messenger RNA. RefSeq names its product UDP-glucuronosyltransferase 2C1. Gene Ontology annotation, molecular function: UDP-glycosyltransferase activity. The record is from RefSeq and is a predicted model, not a curated record. NCBI's taxonomy places the organism in Eukaryota, Metazoa, Brachiopoda, Lingulata, Lingulida, Lingulidae.
UGUGGUUACUCAUUUGCCAUAAAAAUGCCAAUGCAUCAACACAAAGGAUGUAAGCAAGUCACAAAUUUGUGUGACCUACAGUAGUUAACAUCAGUAAAAGACAUUACUAUGAGUUACAGACUGUGUUGUUUACACAAGUACAUGUACCAGUACAUGUACCAGUAUCUCUGGCAGGUUGAAAUGCUGGUCAGUGAAUAGCUUUUUAAACUUCUACAGCUUCGGUUUGAUAUCACAGUGACUGUCAUACUGGAGCAACUAGAUCUGCUCUUCAUUGAGAGGGAAGACAUGAAGUGGACCAAACAUAUCAUACCAUUGCUGUGCUUUUUUUACUACUACCAAUAUGCUGAAAGUGCAAAAUUUUUGGGAAUAAUUUUUCCACUAAAGGGACAGGUGAUAGAAACUCAAAACCUUCUCUUGGGUCUAGCUGACAGGGGACAUGAUGUUUACCUUGUUAUUGGAGAGCAUGCUGCUGCAGAACUUCCAGAGGACAUGGUGGAUAGCAAAGUACAGCUUUUGACUUUCAAAACUAGGUCUGAAGGUGUCUUGGCAUUUGAAAACCCAGACAUACAGAAAACUGCAUUCAUGGCCUUUUUUGAGGAUCCAAUUGAAAAAAUUAUCCCGCGCAAACGAUUAGCAUCAGAAUUCAUGUUAAGAAAAAUGAUACUUACUGAGUAUACUGAGGAUAUGUUGAAGGACAGAAAAUUCCACCAAAGAAUAGAAGAUCUGGGAAUUGACAUGGUAAUUCUGUCCAACUGCUUUUCAUUAUUCCCAACAGCAUACCUGCUUCCUUACAAACAUAACCUUCGCCAUAUCACUUUAUCCUUUGCUCCUUUACCAAUAUCUGGGGUGCCACGUCUACCUUCAGUUAUUCCACAUCCACUCAGCCCAUUUUCAGAUGACAUGUCAUUCUUACAGCGAACAUUAAAUCUUUUAAUAUGUGAGCUGGUUGACUGGAUAUGGAGUACACCAAGAAUUCCUGACAGAUACUUUACUGAAUAUUUACCAGGUAAAGCAAGAAAAACUCCAGGUGACUUGAUUUUGCUGUCUGAAUUAUUUGUAGUAACAGAAAAGAGCGCUGUCUUGGACUACCCUCAGUUGACUUUGCCUAAUGUCAUUCUUGCUGGGGGACUUAACACCAGACCUGGAAAACCUCUGACCAGAGAACUGCAGUCUUUCAUGGAUAGUCAUGAAGAAGGUGUGAUUGUUGUCUCCUUUGGAUCAUGGACAACCUACCCUCCUACCCAUGUCACUAACAAGAUGCUGGAAGCUUUUUCUAAAGUCAUGUAUGGAGUCAUCUGGAGAUUUACUGGCACCAAACCAGACCAGGUUCCUUCAAAUGUAAAACUUUUAAAAUGGCUUCCACAGAAUGAUCUCUUGGCUCAUCCCAAUACAAAGCUGUUUAUAAGCCACUGUGGCAAUGGAGGAUCAUAUGACGCUCUUUAUCAUGGCAUUCCAAUACUUGGGUUCCCUUUUUUCUAUGACCAAGUAUACAAUGGCAACAGAGCUCGUAACAAGGGAAUGGCAAAAAUCAUGAACAUUGCAGAUUUCACUUCUGAAGAACUUCUGAACAAUAUCAAAGACAUGAUUGAGAACCCAACCUAUAUGACAGCAGCGAAAAAGUUAUCUGCCAUUUAUCGUGAUCAGCCGGUGACUUCACAACAACUCGCUGUCUCAUGGAUUGAGCAUGUCCUGAAACAUGGCGGCUCUUACCUGCGUUCUCCUGGAGCAGGCAUGCCGUGGUAUCAGUACUACCUUGUGGAUGUUUUUAUCUUUCUUCUGUGCAUUGUUAUUACUGUAUUGAUUCUUGGUAUCAUUUGUUGUAAAUGUCUAUGUAAACUACUGAGUAAAAAGGUGAAAGUGCUAGACAAGAUUAAAACAAAUUGAUUUAUUGCA